GUUGCGUAGAGUGUUAUGUAAAAUGGGCCUCAUAUUAAAGCCCGUUUGAUGUGUAAUAUUACGAUUGGUUAAGUUCUUUUGCCACCGCACGCUUCUCUACUCUCUAGCUCCGGCCAAGCCAACAGUCAACAGUACUUACAACGAUGGCUUCGAUUCCGGUGUGGUCUAGGCACGAUGACAAGCGAUUUGAGUUAGCUCUGAAGCACUUCUCGCAGGGUUCGCAGGAUUCGCAGGAAUUAUUGAAGAAGAUAGCCCUGCAUAUUGAGAAACCUUACGAGGAGGUGAAGGAGUACUACUUAGCGUUGGUCUACGAUGUUGGACUGAUCGAAUCAGGUAGGAUUGCUAUACCUAAGUACGACGAAGACUAUUACGUGCCACUGAAGGAAGCGACUGAGUCCAAAAGCCAGGUCAUUGAAAAAGCCAAGGGAACUCCUUGGUCAGCAGAGGAACAUAGUCGGUUUCUGGAUGGACUAAAGAAGUAUGGGAAAGGAGAUUGGAAGAACAUAGCAAGGGAAUGUGUGAAGUCAAGGAGCCCGACGCAAGUGGCAAGCCAUGCUCAGAAGUAUUUCUUAAGGCAAAGUUCUGACAGUAAGAAAGGGAAACGCUCCAGUAUCCAUGACAUGACUCUAGGACAUACGGACAACGUGACCGACCCAACUGGAUCCAACAUGAGUUCUAUGGACCAGCAGCCACAUUCUGUUGACCAACCUCCUCUGGAUCAGUAUUACACAGCAGCCUUUUUGAUGAUUAAUUGAUUAUGAUUUGUGUUUAGCUGUAUUAUUAAAGGCUUGGGAGAUUUGUUUGGUUUAUAGGAGGGUUUUUGAGUUUUGGUUUCUACUUUCUAGUGUAGAGUUUAGUUUUAUAAGAAACUUGAAUGACAAUUUGAUUUAUAGUUGAUGGGUGUUUAGCUAUAUAAGACAGGUUUGAACAAACUAUAAAAUGUUAGUUGAUGUUAUAAUGAAGAAGAACUCGAGGAGAUUAGAGCUCGGUUCGCCAAAGUUAGAUCUUAAUUCAUGUAUAUCAAGUGUGUGUACUGUGGUGAGUUUUCUUAUAACCGCGGUUUCUAUCUCUGAAGAGGUGUUGAAAACAGGGGAAGAUAUAAGCUUUUUUUGGUCAGUGAUAGUGUUACUUGUAUAGUUUGAUAGAAAUGUUAGCUUUAGUGUUUGUUAGGGAGGUUUUGGUUAUGUGUAAAGUUUUUGGAUUUGGAGAAGGAGAGAAACCAAUUCAGUUUUGGUUCA
Capsella rubella is the source of this 1238-nucleotide messenger RNA. Its product is annotated as transcription factor SRM1. The record is from RefSeq and is a predicted model, not a curated record. The coding region runs from base 144 to 755 and encodes 203 amino acids. NCBI's taxonomy places the organism in Eukaryota, Viridiplantae, Streptophyta, Magnoliopsida, Brassicales, Brassicaceae. The transcript has 4 exons. Gene Ontology annotation, molecular function: DNA binding.